Molecule: messenger RNA, 4434 nt
Organism: Pocillopora meandrina
Lineage: Eukaryota; Metazoa; Cnidaria; Anthozoa; Scleractinia; Pocilloporidae
Source: the annotation of a GenBank genome assembly
CCUGCUUCUUACCAGCACUCAGCAGUAACGUCGUGCCAGACUCUCCUCAAACAGUCUCCCGCUACGUCCACGGGUGUUUAUUGGAUCGAUCCUGAUGGUGGAUCCAAGGCCAACGCUUUCAAGGCUUACUGUGACAUGGAUACGAAUGGAGGGGGCUGGACAUUAGUAUGGAGCUAUUCCUUUACUAACUACAGUCAUUUUAACGAUGAUUCAAAUGCGAUCACUCCUAGGCCAAAUUGGCCGGCCAAAUAUGAAGGGAAUGUUCCUAUCUCCACAAUUUCUCCAUUAAAUGAAACAGACUACAACGCAAUGAACUUCUCACUCUGGAAAACACUCGGUAGACAGUUCCUCAUCAAAAGCAACAUAAACAACUGGCUGAUGUGCCAACCGGUAACUGGCAGCCUGGUUGAUUGGCAGAAAGGUGACGUCAACUGUACAAUCACCAAAUACGUGGCUGACCCUGGAGAAUCAGCUUCGGCGCCUUCCAAGUUUUCACCAUAUAUCAACUAUGGACCAAUGUUCCAUUCAAGUGGGCGCUGGGACAGCAGCUUUUAUUAUUUUAAUGGUUACACGGGCAAAUAUUGGCCUACCCAUGAUCCUUGUGGAAGAAAUGAGCCCAACCAAAAGAAAAAUGUUCUUGAUCCACACGGUAACAUUUUUAUUCGCGCCGAGUAGCAAAGACAGACAAUGAGAAAUCUUUACGCACGUAGCUUCUAGAGCUGGUUAACUUUUUGCACAAAAUCAUUACAUUACCUAGAAAAAGUGUGACGAGAAUCAUCUGUAGGACCUUGAAGGCAUGAAACUGAUAAAACUAUAAAUUCUUCUAUCGCAAUUACUGAGAAAACCCCAUUAGAGAGAGAAUUUCGGAUCAGAUCUUGGAGGCUGAAGGUUCAAGCUUGUUUCACUCUCGUAAGAUGACAACAGGCAAAGCACCAGUUGCACUCAUCAUGAGAGAUUGGGGGAUUAUCUUUCAGAAUUUUACUUUCCAACGGAAUUUUAGAGAAUUCAAAUCACUUCGCGAAACUUUGACUUGAUUAGGUGCUAGCUUCUUCUUUGUUGUUGUACGACAAAAUUUAAGCUCUCAGUGUUUUUAAUAAUGACUUUUACCGCUGAUGUUUACAAAACUCGUGCCAACCACUAAACCAGAUAGUUGCAAUCAGCUAGAGCAAUUCUUAGAAUAAAAUGAGUAAAUAAGAUUCACUUAAGGAAGCCUGGAUCGAUGACCACAUUAAAUAAUUGUCGCCACGGGUCUUUUUUUCUUGGGGGUUGGGUAAUGAGCAUUAAUUAAUAGUAAAAACAUAUAACGGAGUUUGAAAAUGGUGUGCUGCGUGGAAAGUGAGUUUUCCUUUUUACGCUUACUACCUUCGAAAUUCUAAUAAAAACAACUUUUACUUCAUGUUAAGACCAUAGUGUUUGCUAUUACUUAUUCUGCAUUUAUAAACCGUAAUUGAUAUAUUUCAGGAGCUUUCCAAAACCACUCUGAGGUUUUUUGGCAAUUGAGUACAGCCACCUGACCAAAUAAAUUCUUGUUAGAUUUCUGGAUAUCAUUGUCGCCGCAGUUUUUUUUUUAUUUACAUCGAAAGGCCAGGAGUAAAAGGGUUGAGUAAUGAGCAUUAAGUAAUAGUAAAAACAUGUAACGGAGUUUCAAAAUGGUGUACUGCGUGGAAACUUAGUUUGCCUUUUAGGCUACCUUCGAAAUGCUAAUAAAAACAACUUGUAUUACAUGUUAAGACCAUAGUGUUUGCUAUGACUUAUUUCUGCAUUAAUAAACCGUAAUUGAUAUAUUUCAGAAGCUUUCCAAAACCACUUUGAUUUUUUUUGGCAAUUGAGUACAGCCACCUGAUCAAAUCAAUUCUCGUUAGAUUUCUGGAUAUUAUUACAUUUCCCAAAAACUCGCACGCCCAUACUUUCUCCGAUCCCCGAGAGAAUGAUAAGUAUUAACAAAUAAAACAGAACAUAAAAUCCUUUUAGGUUGUACUCGAAUGCACUACGUUUAUUUUUGUUUGACAAACAAAACUCGAUAAAAUCAUGAGGAGUAAAGAUCUGCUCCCAAUGUUACUUUUCCCAUCGAUGAUGGCUUUAAGAUUUGUGAGUAACCUCUCUUCAAAGUUUUGCAAUAUGUUAAGCAAUAAUCCAACAGGGUCCUCCUACUUUGACUGUUCUUCCUUAUGUUAUCAUAUUUUAAUUUCCUUUCUUGCAGAUCUUUCCUUGGGACAUAUUUGCUCUCAUAUGGGCUUUUUUGGUAACACCUAAGAUAUCUGCAGAGGAAGAUCGGGGCAUGUUCUUUCGCAUAGAAGAAAACGCCUGUCUCGUCGAUGAAAAUGCUCUUCAAAGUGAAAACGCUGACUCUUUAUUGGCCUGUGCUCAAAUGUGUAAGAGAGAGGCUUCUUGUAAAGGAGCAAAUUUCCUGGCGAACAAAGGCACCUGUUCGCUUUUUGGCGAAGGAAAACAAGCAAAAAAGUUGGAGAGAUUUGUAAAACGGGAUGGUUCUUUCUAUGUAAAAAAGGUAUUUCGUAGAUUUUGUAUACUUUGCCGUUGCCAUUUUGUGUUACCAUUUUUUUUAUUUAGUGCGAUCACAACUGAAUGAAACUUUCUUUGAGAGCCAGAUAUUUAGGCAAUGCUGUGCAGUUGUUGUGUUUUUUUUUCAUUUUAUCGUUUUAUUUCACAUGUUUAUGUUUCAAUUUGGUUUUCAUAAUCCUUUUCUUAAAGCUUGACUGGAAAUUCUAUGUUCUAGAGUCGGAAAUGCCAUAUAGCCGGAAGACCUGAUCAAUAAAAGAUAGAUGUCGGCAUGUUCUAUCGUAUCCAUUUUGUAUAUGUUUGUUAUUCAUUCUCAUUAAUUUACUUUGAAGUACUGGAAAAGAAAAUUGCACCUGUCGCUUUCAUCUGUAUGUACCCUCUCAGGUAGCCUGAAUCAAAGACUACUUUAAAUGAACCGUGAUAAAAUUCCACAGCAAGCUAACAUUUUAAAAAAUUAUUAGAGAAAAAACCUAGAGCAAAAAAAGAUGACCAAAAUUGAACUUCGUUGCGGUUCACAGGUUUUCUCUCCUGGAAUAUCUGGUCCACGAGGUAUGUGAUCAUUUUCUAUAUUCACCAUGUCUUCCUUGUACCCAAAAGGGCUCCGUGAUUAAGACCUAUUCUAUGAAUAGAAGCAAAGCUGUUCGAAAGAACUAAUUGUACCACACCUUUUAAUGCACCGCAACGAAAAAGGGGUUGACGCAUAAGGUCACUGUAGCAACGUUCCACCCUGUAAUUGAGCUCUGUACUUUUGUAACGCAGGGCAAAUUAGUCGACCCCAUUCCAUCAGGACAAAGCACCAGAGUGCCCAUGCCCAGAAUUGCACGGUUCAACCUAACAUUUAGCGGUAACCGCGAGCCAGUCUCUCCUCAACCAAUGUCCCACUUCGACUUCGGGUGUUUAUUGGAUUGGUCCUCAUCGUGAAUCCCCUGUCAACUUAUUCAAAGCUCUCUGUGACAUGGAGACUGAUGGGGGAGGUUAACUUAAACGGUUCGAAGUUUUUCCUUUCCUACAUAUAUCACCAAUUAAACUAAUUUUUAUGAUGGUUUAAAUGCAUAUCACCCCGAAACUGUAAAAGAGGUGAUACUAGUCAAAUUUUUAUACCCAUUCGUACAUGAUUGUAUUGUCGAUGAAUAGCCCGACUGUUGCCAGUAUGGAAAUAAAUCCUACUUCUGAUCACCAAACAUGUUGUUAUCGUCUUUCCGAAACAUCUGUUACCCUGCAGGUCAAAGCAUUCCCUUGCACUCUGGUUCAACCCAGCAUUCAGCAGGACACUCGUGUUUGACUCUCCUCAGUAAAUAUCCUACUUUGAUGUCUGGCGUUUAUUGGAUUGAUCCUGAUGGUGGAUCCCAGGCCAACGCUUUCAAGGCUUACUGUGACAUGGAGACUGAUGGAGGAGGCUGGACACUAGUGUGGAGCUAUUCCUUCACUAAUUAUAGUCAUUUUACGAGCAAAUCAAAUGCAAUCACUCCGAGGCCAAAUUGGCCGGUGAGACCCGAAGUGGAUGUUCCUAUCUCCACAACUCCUCCAUCAAAUGAAACAGACUACAACGCCAUAAACUUCUCACUCUGGAAACAACUCGGCAGACAGGUUCUCAUCAAGAGCAACGUAAACAACUGGCUGGUGUGUCAUUCGGGAAAUGGCAGCUUGGUUGAUUGGCAGGAAGGUGAUGUCAAUUGUAAGAUAAUUAAACUCGUGAUUGACUCAAGCAUAUCAUUUUCUUCUGCGCCUUCUGAGUUUUCGCCGAACCGAGCCUAUGGACCGCUGUUCUUCCUGAGUACACCCUUGGGGAGCACUUCCUAUUACUUUGAUGGUUUUACAGGAAAUCAUUGGCCUACCCAUGAUCCUAGUGGAAGCAAUAGGCCUAACCAAAAGAAGAAUGUUGUUAAUCCAAAUGGAAACAUUUUUGUUCGACCUUGA